Messenger RNA from Ogataea philodendri, 1416 nucleotides. RefSeq lists its product as uncharacterized. The transcript has a single exon. The record is from RefSeq and is a predicted model, not a curated record. Lineage: Eukaryota; Fungi; Ascomycota; Pichiomycetes; Pichiales; Pichiaceae. Gene Ontology annotation, molecular function: transaminase activity; pyridoxal phosphate binding. Bases 1 to 1416 code for a protein of 471 amino acids. Gene Ontology annotation, cellular component: cytosol.
AUGACUGUCGAGACCAAGAACCAACCAUACCUUUUCCAAGCCAAAGUGGCUGACAAACAACUCGAGUGUGUCGGAACCGCCAAGGACGGUCAAUGGCUUGUCCUUAAGGACCCAGUCACCGGCGAGAAGAGAGAGAUCUACGACGCUAUCUCUGGAGCUGCUGUGUGUUCUUUGAAACACGGCGACACCGAGAUUCUUUCCCAGAUGAACGACUUCGCCAAGCAGUCUGCCUACACUUUCUGUGCCAACUUCUCCAACACUGCUGCCGAGGAGCUUGCCGAGUUCAUGUGCUCCAAGUCUGAGGGAGCCUUCAGCUCUGCCAUGUACGUCUGCUCUGGUUCCGAGGCUAACGAACAAGCCAUGAGAUAUGCCAUGCAAUACCACAUCGAGAAGGGUGACAGAAAGAGAUACAAGUUCAUCUCCAGAGUCAACGCCUACCACGGAUACCUGGUCGGUGCUCUUUCUAUCGGAGACAACCCAAUGAAGCCAUUGCUCAAGAAGAUGCUUCUUUCUGACGACCAAGUUCCAAAGAUCUCCAGACUUAUGCCAUACAGAGAUCAAGGUGACUUGACCGAGGAGCAGUACUGUAAGAAGCUCUUGGACAACUUGGAGGAGACCAUUGUCUCCACCGGUCAGGAUGAGGUUGCUGCCGUCAUCUUGGAAACUGUCAGCGGAUCUUCCAUUGGUAACUCUGUUCCUCCAAAAGGAUACCUGGACGGUGUCAAGGCUCUGUGUGACAAGUACGGUGCUCUUUUGAUUCUGGAUGAGGUCAUGUGUGGAUUGGGAAGAUGCGGCUACCCAUUCACCUUCAUGGACCCAGAGUUCGGACUCACCGCCGGUGGACCAGACCUUUUGACCUUCGGUAAGACCGUCGGAGCCGGAAUUGUGCCUCUUUCGGGUGUGAUGGUUGCUCCAAAGGUGGUCAAUGCCAUCAGAGAAGGUUCUGGUGUCGUUAUGGGCUACCAGACCUACCACUCUCACUACCUCAACUGUAGCGUUGGACUUGCUGUGCAAAAGAAGAUCUACAGAGACAACCUCAUUGAGAACGUCAGAGAGGUUGGUGCCUACACCAAGGCUGCUUUGAAAGCUGCUUUGAAGGACUCGAAGGUUGCUGGAGAUGUCAGAGGUGCUGGUAACUUCAUUUCCGUUGAGUUGGUCAAGGACAAGGCCACCAAGGAGUCGUUUGCUCCAGAAUUGAAGAUGCACGAGGUGCUUAACCAAAAAACGUUCGCCAAGGGUAUCCACUUCAUGUGCAUCCCAGGAACCAACGGCUACGAGUACGUUGACGAUAAGCUCGUCAUGAACGGAGCUCACUUGACCAUGGCUCCAGCUUUCGGAUUCACCAAGACUGACGCUGACCUUAUGGUCAAGGUCAUCGCCGAGACCUUUGCUGAGAUCGAGAAGGAGUACCUUUGA